AUGGAGUUUUGGAAGCGCAAAAAGGGUGUUCCACAGUCGCCCCACGGCCCAGGCGCUCCGGGCGCAGGCACCACGAGCAACAACAGCAGUAGCAGCGCCAACAACGCUAGCAACACGGGUAGCAUUAACCCGGCGACAAUAUCAGAGCCCAUCCACAACCUGGAGCCCAGCAGCAAUGGCAGCGGUGGGAUGCGCAACACGGGAGCACAACAUCACAGUCCAAGCCAGGGCGAGUACCCAAGCAACAGCUUUGGAGACCAGGAAUUCCGCGAUCGUUACAAGUCGUACCGCCAGCAGCGGCGGCAAUCGCACAGCUCGACGGGCGCGGUGCCCGGUGCGCGCAGUUCGCAGUUGAGCACAGGCAGCAACGAAUACGGGAACAGGUCGACCACGCCGGUGCAGCAGGGCGAGAUGUUUCAGCCAGCGCCAGGUAUGGCCGGGAGGCAACGCAACCACGACAAGGACUCGACACCAACGGCUCUGCAGACGCCGUCGCAGCGCACGGUAUCGACCGUUUCGAAUACCAGCAGCCAUAUGAGCGGAUAUGUCGAUGUGCGCAGCGCCGACGAGGUGCCCGGAGGCAUGGGCGGAAACACGCCGAGGGGAUCGCUGAGGUCUACUCGCAGCUCGGCUGCUGGCGGCGGUGGCACUGUCGGGGGUCGGGGGAGCAUUCCCCUGUCGUCGGUAGUGCCGAAUGCUAUCAGCAACAGCAUCGGCAUGAGCGGCGACCAGCGCGACUCGACAUACUCGACUCACUCGAUGCGCAGCGCUGGCGUCAGCGGGCGGCAAGGCGGCCAGUUCUCACACUCGCCCAGCACAGUGUCAGUUGCCAGCAACAUCAGUAUCAGCGGCGGAGGCGGCGCCGGGCGGCGCAGCGGAGUCCCGGCCAUCGGCGGGCCCACGCCCGCAGCGUCGCUGGAGUAUGACCCGGACAUGAUCAGCGAAGAGGAGAUCAACCUGAUGCUGGGCCGGCUGAUGGACGAGAUGGACAUCAAGGACGCGCAGCGCAUGCAGAUGCAGAAGAUGUCGGUGCCCAACAAGCUCAAGCUCCUGAAGCAGCACCGGCAGCUCGAGUCGUUCCAGAUGGACAGCAAGGGCAACGCGCCCGAGUACUUUUACCGGUACCUGACCGAGACUGACAUCCGGUCGCUACCCAAGCAGAUGCUGGUACACUUACGCGUGUGCGUGUCAACACAGCCGGUUAACUGGGUCAAGCAGUUUGUUGAGAUCCAAGGCCUGGAGGCGCUGACCGAGUGCCUGGGCAUCCUGAACCACGCCGGCACACGCAAGGGCGACGACAUUACCAAGGAGAUGGAGAUCAUCCGCUGCAUCAAGUCUAUGGUUAACAUCCAGUGCGGCGCCCAGGACGUCCUGCGCAACCCGGCCGGUGUGCACAACCUGUGUUUCUCGAUUGAUGCCCCCUCGCUGCUAACGCGGCGACUGAUAUCAGAGAUCCUGACGUACAUAUGCUACCUCAACGUGCCAUCGGGCCACGCCACUGUGCUCAAGGGGUUGGACAAGCUGCAAAAGUUCCGCGAGAUGCAGAAGCGUUUCGAGCCGUGGAUGCGCGCUCUGGAGCUGGCCAUCGACGGCCGCGGCCGCAUGGGCAGCAAAGUCGGCGUGUCCGAGGAGCUGCGUCAGAUGGGCGGCACCGCCGACCGCGACCUGAUCGACUACAUCCUGUCCAGCAUGAUCUUUGUCAACGCUGUGGUCGGCGUGUCCGACGACGUAGAGAUGCGUAUGCACUACCGCAGUCAGCUCAACGCCGCCGGCCUGUCGCGCAUCAUCAAGAAGCUGCGCAGUGGGUUUGACAGCCCGCUGAUCUCCCUACAGAUCAACAAGUUCGACAAGGACGCCGAGCAGGAUCACACGGACGUGCUAGAUAUUUACAACCAGCAGAUCAUGCAGGACAUGACCGACCAUGACGAGGUGUUCCAAGCUAUUCUGGCCCAGAUCGAGGAUGACGACCGGUCGCGUGAGCACUUUCUGUCCAUUCUGCAGCGCCUGCUGCUGCUACGCGAUGACUACGUCGCCGAACCUGGCGCAGCUAACAGUGCCGACGGCGGCCGGGCGAACAAGGCGCGGUAUUUCCAGCUGCUGGACGAGAUUACCACGCAGGUCGUCAUGGAUAUCCGCAAUGGUGAGACGCUGCCGUCAGACUACGACAGCGAGAACGACAUGGACGAGCGGCCGCGCGGUAACCGCGCCGGCGAGUCGUUCUCCACGCAGUACGGCGUAAGCGUAGCCGGUAUCAUCGACAAGUUCUCCAAUGAGGAGCAACUUGAGGAGGCUGUGACUCGGCAGAAGAACGAGCUGGAGCUCGAGGUUUCGCUUAAGUCCGAGGGCCUGGUGGGCACGCUCAAGACCAAGAUCUUUGCGCUGGAGGACCUGCUGCGGAUGUCGCGGCACACGAUUGAGGCGUUGCAGACACAGAUCAAGGAGCUGCGCGACCAGUUCACGCAGAAGCUGGCCAAGCAGGACUCACAACUCAAGCAGCUGCUCAAGGAUGACCUGACGCUGGAAAAUGAGGUACUGCGCAGCGGCAUUGCGCUCGAGCCCUCAGAGCACAACCCCGACGAGAUUGUGCUCAACCACGACCUGCUGCUGGCCGAGAUCGAGAAGCUCAAGCGCCAGCGCCCCGAGCUCAACCGCAUGACCGAAGCACGCCAAGUGCUUGAGCAGAUUCUUCUGGAGGCCGGCCAGGGCAUGCCCGUCCGCAAGGUUGGCAGCGCCAAGCCUCCUGCCAAGGUGCUCGAAGCGCCGCUGCCAGAGCCGGCAAGGCCUGGCGAAAAAACGCCGACGAGCGCGAAGAUGGGCACAGUGACCAUGGACUCGGUGUUUUCGGCGCCGACGCGGCUGGCCGAGUUUGCCUCCGAGCUUGAGCGCAAGCUGGGCGCAGGAAGAACACCAUCGGCGCGGCCGACAUUGCGCAGGCGUCAGCAGCUGCUGCGUCUGUCGCCAGUGUGCCUUUGCCCAGUGCCCAACAGUUCGAAGCGGCUGACACAGACGCAGUCGUCGUCAUCCUCGCCGGCGCCGCCGCCGCCUGCUCCGCCACUGCCAUCGAUGGCUGGUGCAUUGCCGCUGCAGAAGCUCGCCCAUCUCGCCGCCCUUGCCACCCAUGUUUAUCAGACCCUCGAUGUCGCCACCAUUAGGAAAAGCACCGCCUCCUGCAGCCCCGCCACUGCCGCCGGGCAUGGCAGGCGCAACAUUGGCAGGCGCGCCGCCGCCACCAGCACCGCCACCACCGCCGUUUAUGCGGUCGGAUGCGAGCCCAGCGAACAGGCCCUCUCUAGCAGCGCUAGCGGGCGUGCAGCUGCGCUCUUCCAAGCCGGGCGGCAAUACAACGGCACCGCCGCCACCACCACCGCCUCCAGCGCCAGGAUUCCCGAUGGUGCCGAGGAUGGGUGGUGGAGGACCGCCGCCGCCGCCACCACCCGGAGGGGCAACGCUGUUGGGCCGCUGCGGCGCAAGGAGCUGCAUUAUGUGCCCAAGGUCAAGCUGAAGGCGCUGCAGUGGGACAAGAUGAACGACCAGAACAUCGAGUCCUCGCUGUGGUCCAAGCUGGAGGACCGCGCUGGCGUCAAGGAGAAGCAUGUCCUGGACACGUUGCACUCUACGGGCGCCUUUGAGCACCUGGAGAAGAUGUUUGCUGCCAAGCAGACUGUCGACCUCUUUGCGUUGCGCGAGAAGCGGCGCAAGGAGCGUGAGGAGAAGGAACAGGCAGAGAUAUCGGUGCUCGACACAAAGCGGAUGUACGACAUCAACAUCAUGCUCGGAAUGAUGAAGAAGUACUCGUUCAGAGAUAUCCGCCGCGCUCUCCUGCGCAUGGACACAGCGACGAUCACGGAGAACUUCCUCAAGCAGCUCUUGACCUUUGUGCCGACGCCCGAGGAGCGCGGCCUGCUGACGGCAUACCAGGGUCGGCCAGACCGCAAGCGGCUGGCUCGCCCGGACCGCUUCUUUCUCGAGACUAUGAAGGUGUGGCGGUACGAGCAGAGGCUACGCGUUACGGCCACAUGGGCAACCUGGCCUGAGAACUUCCGUGACUUGCAACAGGAUGUCGCCGCUGUUAUGACUGCCGCUCACGCCGUGGCCACCAGCCGGCAUUUCCCGCAGGUGCUCGAGGUUGUUUUGUCCAUUGGUAACUUUAUGAACGGUUCCGGCUUCCGCGGCGGCGCCUUUGGAUUCAAGAUUGCGUCGCUCAACCGCCUGAUGGAUACCAAGGCGGAGGACAACAAGACAACACUGCUGCAUUUCGUCGCGUCGACCGUUGAGGAGACCUUCCCCGGGGCCCUGGAAUUCCUCGAGGAGCUCAGGCCUGUCGACUCGGGCUGCCGCGUGUCGCACGCCGAGAUGAAGGCUGAGCUGAGCGACAUGCGCGUGCGUCUGGCCGAGGCCAAGCGCGAGCUCGAGCUGCUGCGCGAGCAGCGCGAAAAGGAGCUUAAGGAGAUUGCCAUGGAAGGCGACAAGCCUAGCGGUGACGGCUCUGUGGCUGAUGCUACAGGGGAGCCGCUGGCGAGUCGGGAACGAGUCUUCUGGAGCAACGCAAGCAAUUUCGGCGGCAACACGGGCGCGACCUCAGCGUCCGACCCUCAGGAUCGUUUCCUGCUGACCAUUCGCCGCUUUGUCGUCGAGGCCGCCGAGCAGUAUGAGGCGCUUUGUCGCAGUUCAACGCGAUGGAGGAGGCCUACAGCAACUCAGUCCUGCUUUAUGGCGAGGAUCCGCGCACAAUGGCCCCGAGGAGUUCUUUGGAUUUUCAAGACCUUUACGGCCUCCUUCAACCAGGUCUCCAAGGACAACAACAGGGAGCGCGAGCGCAAGCGCAAUGCCGAAAAGCGUCGCAAGCAGAUCGAGGCCCAGAUCGAGCAGAAGCGCAUGGUCAAGGAGAACCGCGCCAACCGACUGGCCACUGGUGCCGAACAUUCGAUGGAUUCGGACGAUAUUCCUGGGUCAUCGGAUGCCGCUGAGAGUGGACAAAUGGGCGGCGAGAACGGUGCCGUUGAUGAUCUUCUCAAGUCGCUGAUGGCCGGUACGGAUCUGGAGCGUGUCGAGGCCACAAAGCGGCGUCGCCGUCGCGAGCUCAUGAGCAUUCGCAGGCGCAGCAGCGUGCGCCGCAGCGUGCAUCGCACUAGCAUUUCGAUCAAGGCGUUGCAGAUGUUGAGGGAUAUUAAGGAGGACGAGGAAGGGCCGGGUCCCGAUGCUCUGGAUGAGUUCCAGCAGGUUCCGCCCCUUCCAUCGUCGUCCACCCGAAACUCACUACUGCGCCGCCAGCAGCUCAAUUCUUCUGGCGGCGGGGCUGAGUGGAUGUCUCCUAUCUCUGAAGACGAGAUGGCCGCCGACGACAUGGACACUGCUGCCGAGCGUCGGGCUGCCAGGCGUCGCCAGUUGCUCGAAGACUAG
Messenger RNA from Kickxella alabastrina, 5400 nucleotides. RefSeq lists its product as uncharacterized. Bases 1 to 5400 code for a protein of 1799 amino acids. NCBI's taxonomy places the organism in Eukaryota, Fungi, Kickxellomycota, Kickxellomycetes, Kickxellales, Kickxellaceae. The transcript has 7 exons. Gene Ontology annotation, biological process: barbed-end actin filament capping; actin filament bundle assembly; mitotic actomyosin contractile ring assembly. Gene Ontology annotation, molecular function: actin binding; small GTPase binding. Gene Ontology annotation, cellular component: cell division site; mating projection tip. The record is from RefSeq and is a predicted model, not a curated record.